Molecule: messenger RNA, 294 nt
Organism: Penicillium brevicompactum
Lineage: Eukaryota; Fungi; Ascomycota; Eurotiomycetes; Eurotiales; Aspergillaceae
Exons: 2
Coding region: 1-294 (97 amino acids)
Source: RefSeq, a predicted model, not a curated record
AUGAAAGGCUUCAGUCUACUCCUCGUCCUCAGCACCGCAGCCAUGAGCCUAGCAGCCACAUGCUCGGGCUCUAAGCAAUGCCAGUGCUUGUUCUCAGACGGAUCGCAUUGUUGUCUAUAUGGACAAAAUGCUCAAACCGGCGACACCUACGAUUGUACCACGCUUUGCUCAGGUGCCAGCCGGCUACUUCAGUCGGGCGAAGAUACUCCGGCCAAGUGCAAUGCAGGAGGCUCAUUUGCCUGUGCUUCUCUGAUUACUGCCCAGGGCCGCACGCCCUGCUACAACAACGCCUAG